This is a messenger RNA of Acytostelium subglobosum LB1, 1923 nucleotides long. RefSeq lists its product as hypothetical. NCBI's taxonomy places the organism in Eukaryota, Evosea, Eumycetozoa, Acytosteliales, Acytosteliaceae. The transcript has a single exon. The annotation marks the transcript as partial. Gene Ontology annotation, molecular function: protein binding. The record is from RefSeq and is a predicted model, not a curated record.
AUGACACGCUAUCACAAGAAGGAUAAACACAACAAUGAUAAAUCUACGACAUCAACGACAUCGACAUCAACUACAUCAACAACAUCAACAACCUCAACAACAUCAUUUAAUAUAGCCAAUAUCAAUCAAUUACCUCAAAGUCUAUUGACACAUAUAUUGUUGGAUGUACAUGGAGGCGCAUUCCCAUCACCAUCGUUCAAGGCCUGCUUUAUAACUUGUAGACUAUGGAAACAGAUGAUACCGCGCACAUUAAGGAGUCUGCAGUUCAAUGCCACCGACGAUAUGAUGACGGCACGUCUCGUACGCCACAUGAUACUGGGCACCGAGUUCAAUGAGUCGCUCAAGUGCGUGGUCAUCAACUCGCUGGCCACCGAGGAGGCGCUGCAUCAUAUCCUGCUGGCGCUGACCACCCCCUUCUUCUCCAGCCAACUCAACAACCUGUAUCAUCCGCCCAUCAAGCGGCUCGAGAUCCUGUCCACGCGACUGACAGAGCGCGCAAUGGACCUGCUCUCCGACCUCAUCCGAAUAUACAACGUCGAGCAUCUUGUGCUUUGUGGCGUCGAGCUGAACGACCAGCAGCUCGUGUCACUGGGCAAGGCGUUGGCCGAGAACCACCUCAAUCAGCUUGUGACGCUCAAUCUGUCGCACAAUCAGUUUGGACGCACGGGCAUCGAGUUCCUGCUCAAGACGCUGAUCGACACACAUCUACACAACGACAAGUUUCAAAGUAUCGCUCAACGACCACUAUAUCACAACAGUCACACCAGCUUCUCAUCGUCCAUCCAUACCAACAUGUCGACGCUGUCCAUGUCGUCGCCCAGCACAAUGACCAGCGUCUCGUCGGCGCCCACAUCACUGGCACCCUUUUAUCGAUUGUCACCUCAUGAUCUGAACGAUGGCGGUCAGGGCACGCCAACGCCGCCACUCACAUCACAGCAGCAUACAUUGAAUCACAAGGACAAGAUGGCCAACACUCUAAAGUCGAUCAAUCUCGGCAACAACAAGAACAUCAAUGUGGAGUGCACGUCGGUGAUCAAACAGAUACUGACCAAGUUGAACAAGCUCGAGGAGAUACGUCUGAGCAACCUAUGUCUGUCGACCGAAGGCUUUGUCGACAUUAUCGAGCUACUCAAGGCCAGUCCAGCAAUACGCACCAUCGACCUGUCCAACAAUGGCAUAUAUUCGCGAGGCGUGGCAUCCAUUGCCUCGAUGCUCUUCACCAACAAGGUCACAUCACUCGAUAUCAGCGAGAAUAAGAUCGGACUGGAGGGCGUGCGCGCGUUGGCCGAUGUGAUCGCCGUUGGAUGUGUGGACCACCUGCGGCGUCUCUACCUCAGACGAACGAACCUGGCAUUUGACGAAUGCAUGAUCCUGCGCAACGUGGUGUUGCGCACAUGCUCAAUCGAGACGAUCGACUUCUCGUCCAACCUAAUCAACGAGGACUCAAUGGCACUGAUUGGCGAGGCGCUGCAACACAAUCGAUCAAUCACAGACCUCAACCUAAGCUUCAACAUCCUUGGCGCCAAUGGCUGCCAGUCGAUUGCCAAGGCGCUCAAGAUCAACAACUGUUUGAGGAUACUUCGCCUGCACUGCGUGUCAAUGAAGAAGCUGGGCGCAGAGGUGUUGGCUGAGGCAGUGGCCUCCAACAACUCGAUCUCACAGCUGCAUCUCAGCAACAAUGACAUCAAGAACGAAGGCGCGCUCAGCUUUGCCAAGGCCAUACAACAGAACAGGAGUCUUACAUUCUGCGAUCUAUCAUUCAAUGGCAUCAACGACAAGGGUGCCUCUGGACUGUGUCGAGCUGUUGCCGCGUCAGACUUUAACGUGCGGCUAGAUCUCAGUGGCAAUCAAGUGUCUACCAAGAACAUUGCGCGAGGCAACUCUGGCGGGCAGUCCAGCUCAAAGUCAAACGAUUGUAAUCUA